AUGUCUGUGCUGCUAGCAGACUUGCAAGUGCUGCCGUCCCCACCGGGCAACGCCAAGCACAAGUGGAAGCACGUGGAUGCAGCGAUCAAAGUCAUCGCGGCCUCGAAGCUAAAACACUCGGUGAAUGCGCUGGGCACCACCAUCGAGGGCCCCGCUAGUAAGGUGUGGAGCGUGUGCAGGCGUGGGUCUCGGAAGGCUUCGCUCGGCUGA
Messenger RNA from Effrenium voratum, 210 nucleotides. NCBI's taxonomy places the organism in Eukaryota, Dinophyceae, Suessiales, Symbiodiniaceae. The record is from the annotation of a GenBank genome assembly.